GAGAAUUUUGCCAUGACAGUGAAAACUACAGCACAGAUGUUACAAACCUUUGGGACAGAUUUGGCUGAGACAGAACUUCCCAAUGAUGUACCAUGUACUGAAGAGCUGCUGUCCGCACACACCGAACAGCACUACAAGUUGAAGGAUGAGCUGAAACUGGCUGUGAAGCAGGGAGCCACACUGUUGACUUGUAUCAGAGAGCCUGUCACACGAAGUGCCACCAGCAAACUUAGUCCAGAUGAGUUGGAAAAUGUUGCAACUGUGGAAAGGUUGCUAGCUCAGUUGGAUGAGACAGAGAGAGCCUUUGAUCAGUUCUGGUCCAAGCACCACCUAAAAUUAGAACAGUGUUUGCAGCUUCGACACUUUGAACAGGAUUUCAGAGAGGUCAAACUGAUACUGGACAACCUGAUGGAAGUGCAGGCAGGUUUCACGGAUAUUGGAGACAGCAUAUCCCGUGUAGAGCACCUUCUGAAGGAGCGAAAGCAGAUAGAAGAAAGAGGACAGGAACCUUUGGAAAAAGCUCAGUCAUUAGCUUUCCAUGGAGACCAGCUCAUCCAAAACAACCAUUAUGCAAUUGACUCCAUUAGACCAAAGUGCGUUGAACUCAGGCGUAUCUGUGACGACUUUGCCAAUGAGACCAAGAAAAAAUAUGAUAUUUUAGGAAAGUCUCUAGAACUGCACAAACAAUUAGAUAAGGCUAGCCAGUGGUGUGAAGCUGGAAUCUACCUCUUAGCUUCCCAAGCUGUGGACAAAUGCCAGACACAAGAGGGAGCUGAAACUGCACUUUGUGACAUAGAGAGAUUCCUGGACACUGCCAAGGACCACCAGCUGUUGAAUGGCAAGGAGUUCUACAAUCAGUUUGAUAUGAUUCUCACCCCAGAGAUAAAGAGCAAUGCCCAAAGAGUCCUGCAAAAACUAGAAGAUGUACAAGAAAUGUUUGACAAGAGGCAAGUGAGUCUGAAGAAGUUGGCAGCAAAGCAGACUCGGCCGGUGCAACCUGUUGCUCCGCAUCCUGAGUCAUCACCAAAGCGAGCAUCGCCUAAAGGCAUCCGACCUGCCCCCUUAGCUUUGAACAGGAGGUCAGUAGAAAUUUCUAGUCCUCCAAAAUCCAUUUCUGAUGUAGACUUAUCAAAAAAGAAAAGUGUAAAGAAGACUAAAGGUGGAAUUAAGAUUGAAGUCAUGCAUGAAGCAAGUCAGGGAGGUUCCAGCAGAAUCUUAGUGAUGAGCGAAAGUGAAGAAAAUCUUUCCACCAGGAGAAGCCAUAUAAUAAAUGAACUGAUAGAAACAGAACGGGUUUACGUAGAGGAGCUUCAAAGCAUAAUAGAGGGCUAUGCAUCGGAAAUGGACAAUCCUGAUUUAAUUCACUUGAUCCCAACUUCAGUUUUGAACAAGAGGGAAGUUCUUUUUGGAAAUCUUUUGGAAAUCUACGAAUUUCACAACAGAAUCUUUCUCAAAGAGCUAGAAAACUGCAUUGAAAACCCAGAGCUUCUUAGUCGGUGCUUUUUAAAAAGAAAGGAAGAUCUCCAAAUAUAUGAAAAAUAUUGCCAAAACAAACCAAGGUCAGAAGCCCUUUGGAGGACGUUUUCUCAAUGUCCUUUUUUCCAGGAAUGUCAGAGGAAACUGGACCAUAAACUUUCCCUUGAUGCUUAUCUCUUGAAACCAGUCCAGAGGAUAACCAAGUACCAGCUGCUUUUAAAGGAAAUGUUAAAAUGCAGCAAGAAUUCAGAAGGUACUGCUGAACUAGAAGAAGCUCUGGCCACCGUGCUUGAUAUCAUCAAGUCCGCUAAUGACUCAAUGCACCAGAUAGCAAUUACAGGUUAUGAGGGAGAUGUGCAUGAGCUUGGUAAAUUGCUCCUGCAGGGCUCCUUUAAUGUUUGGACAGACCAUAAGAAGGGACACAACAAAGUAAAAGAUUUGGCCAGGUUCAAGCCAAUGCAGAGGCAUCUCUUCCUUUAUGCAAAAAUCUUACUGUUUUGCAAGAAGCGGGAAGAAAAUACAGAUGGCCAUGAGAAGUCUCCGUCAUACAGCUUUAAAAAUUCUUUGAAGAUGAGCACUGUUGGUAUUACUGAAAACGUCAAAGGUGAUCAUAAGAAAUUUGAGAUCUGGUACAACGGCAGAGAAGAGGUCUAUAUUAUUCAGGCUGCAUCUGUGGAAUUGAAAAACACUUGGGUCUCUGAGAUUAGAAAAGUCCUGACAGGACAACUAGAAGCUUGCCGAGAGGCAAGCCAGCUGCACCAAAGAAUCACUGAAAGUGUGUAUCAUGCACCAAUGAAUUCCUCCAAUUCCUCCAGGUACAGCAGAAAGUCGAUGAGUUUGUGUGAAAACAAAUCUGAACUCUCAAGCCUGGAAAUGUCUAACAACAGGGACCGGAACAUCAGCCCCAGUGCCAGACAAAAAAGAGCCGAUUCUUCCGCCAGCCUUAAUCUUGAGCGCUCAGCUCUUGCUAGAAAGCGGUUUACAUUACAAGGUCUUUCCAACCGCAGAGCUCCACCCAAAGAUCCAGAAUCUAAAGAGAGAGAUGUUACCCGCCGCUUUUCCCUAGCUUCCUCCAUCAGCACCACAACUAACACAUCUGCUUUAACCAAAGGUCCCCUUGUUCCUGCAAUUAAAGUCAAGAGGCAUGAAAUAAAAAGUGAUCCAACACCUCUGGGUUUUGAAGAUGCCUUUGACUGCAACCUCUUGGCUCAAGCUAAAUGCAACGCUGUUGUUCCCUCUACAAGACCAGUACAUAGAUCUGCUUCUCAGACAGGAUGGCCCAGCAGACAGAUGCCGUCACUAGAUACUUUUGAGGACUUUGAAGCCAUCCCAUCCAGUGCCGAGGAACUUUCUAACUCUUCAGAUAUGGAGGAAGAGACUCAGCCUAACAAUGGGUCAAAUAUUUACCGGGUAGAAGGCGAUUAUGACACCUGUUUCUCAGAUUCCCUUACUCUAGAGGAUGGAGAUUUAGUGCAGUUUAUACAGGAAGGUGAAGAUGGACAAUGGUUAGUGAAGAAGCUGGUUUCUGAGAAAACGGACUGGGUUCCUUCCAACCAGCUACACCCAACAGAAGGGGAUGCCAACUACAUCUUCAGGAUCAGCAAUGCAGAUAUGUACACUGGUACCCACAACACCACAUCCACUGACUCCGAAAUGAAGGAGACUGAGUUAACUAGAAGUUUGACAACAGAACAGAAAGCUGGGAGCUGAACAUACCUUGAAUAAUUCCUCAGGA
Messenger RNA from Sceloporus undulatus (fence lizard), 3211 nucleotides. RefSeq names its product MCF.2 cell line derived transforming sequence-like 2 (gene MCF2L2). The transcript is spliced from 29 exons. Gene Ontology annotation, biological process: intracellular signal transduction. Gene Ontology annotation, molecular function: guanyl-nucleotide exchange factor activity; protein binding. Bases 13 to 3186 code for a protein of 1057 amino acids. Gene Ontology annotation, cellular component: cytoplasm. NCBI's taxonomy places the organism in Eukaryota, Metazoa, Chordata, Lepidosauria, Squamata, Phrynosomatidae. The record is from RefSeq and is a predicted model, not a curated record.